UGUUCGGUACUUAUGGUGUGCGUAGUGAGAAGAAGUGACAAGUAGACGAAUAAACGAAAUUUAAGAAAAAUUGUAAAUCUAACAUAAGUUGAUUUCAAAAAUGCAUUUUUUCUUAAAAAAUAGUUUUUUAAUGAAGGAAGGGUUUACUAAAUACGUCAUGGCCUUGCAAAGAAAAAUUAAAUUUCCUAAAGAAAUUGUUGAGUACAUUGUUUAUGGUACAGUACUGCAAGAAGUAAGAACCUCAAAUAUUGCUAGAGAAGCAGCUUUAGCAGCAGGAUACAAUGAUCGUACUCCUGCACAUACAGUAACUAUGGCAUGCAUCAGUAGUAACCAAGCUCUUACAACUGGUAUGGGCUUGAUUGCUUGUGGUGUGUAUGAUGUAGUCAUUGCAGGUGGAGUGGAAUUCAUGUCAGAUAUACCAAUUAGACAUAAUAGACGCAUGCGUUCAUUGAUGUUGCAAGCUAAUAAAGCAAAAACAGUUGGACAAAAAUUAGCUCUUCUUGCUACCAUUAGACCAACACAUUUUGUACCAGACUUGCCUGCAGUAGCUGAAUUUUCUAGCAAUGAAACAAUGGGACAUAGUGGUGAUAGGUUAGCAGCUGCAUUUGGAAUAUCAAGAAAAGAACAGGAUGAAUAUGCUUUACGUUCACAUACUUUAGCUGCUAAAGCACAACAGCAAGGAUAUCUCACAGAUAUCAUUCCUUAUAAAGUUCCAAAUGUAAGUGAAGUAGUGAAUAAAGACAAUGGAAUUCGUGUUGCAACACCAGAGCAAUUACAAAAAUUGAAGCCAGCAUUUGUUAAACCAUAUGGAGGAGUUACUGCUGCUAAUGCUUCUUUUUUAACUGAUGGAGCAUCAGCAGCUUUGAUAAUGACAGAAGAAAAAGCUCUUCAACUUGGUUUAACUCCAAAAGCGUAUUUAAGAAAUUUCACUUAUGUUUCCCAGGACCCUGUUGAUCAGUUACUUUUAGGACCAUCCUAUGCUGUACCACAGGUGUUACAAAAAGCAAAAUUGAAUGUAAAAGACAUUGGUGUGUGGGAAAUACAUGAAGCUUUUGCAGGGCAAAUUUUAGCUAAUUUAAAAGCUUUAGAUUCUGAUUUGUUUGCACAAAAUUAUUUGGGUAGAUCUUCAAAAGUAGGAAUACCAGAUAUUGAUAAGUGGAAUGCAUGGGGUGGAUCUUUAUCAAUUGGUCAUCCGUUCGCAGCAACUGGAGUUCGAUUAGCUACACAUACCGCUAAUCGACUUAUUAGAGAAGAUCAAAAGUUUGGACUAAUUGCAGCUUGUGCAGCUGGAGGACAGGGUGUAGGUAUGAUUAUGGAAAGGUACCCUGGAGCUAAGGUUUAAGACAAGAAACAAGGAACAAAGGAAC
Molecule: messenger RNA, 1367 nt
Organism: Habropoda laboriosa
Lineage: Eukaryota; Metazoa; Arthropoda; Insecta; Hymenoptera; Apidae
Gene: Mtpbeta
Product: trifunctional enzyme subunit beta, mitochondrial
Exons: 7
Coding region: 101-1342 (413 amino acids)
Biological process (GO): fatty acid beta-oxidation
Molecular function (GO): acyltransferase activity, transferring groups other than amino-acyl groups
Source: RefSeq, a predicted model, not a curated record